GCCCGCCCUACUCCUUCCCUUUUCCGCUACAGGAAACUAACGUGCCUAAGGUGCUCGGUUCUUCACCAGAAGCUAAGGCCCACAAUCCGGCGACUAGCACCGUCAAAUUUAGGCAUCCACCGCAACAAAGAUCAAAUCUAACAUCUAAAAUGGCCUCCGUAUCCGAGCUUGCCUGCAUUUACUCCGCUCUGAUCCUCCACGACGAUGAAGUUACCGUCACCGAGGACAAGCUGAAUGCUCUGAUCAAGGCUGCUGGAGUCACAGUGGAGCCUUUCUGGCCAAGUCUGUUUGCCAAGGCUCUGUCCAGCGUAGACAUCGGCAGCCUGAUCUGCAACGUUGGAGCUGGAGGCGGAGCUCCGGCUGGUGCCCCUGCUGCUGCUGGAGCAGCUGCCAGUGCUGGAGAUGCCCCAGCCAAGGAAGAGGAGAAGAAGAAGGAAGAGAAGAAAGAGGAGUCCGAGGAGUCUGAUGAUGACAUGGGCUUCGGUCUUUUUGAUUAAAAGAUGUUUUUGUAAGGAAACACAAUAAAAAGUAAAAGACU
Messenger RNA from Pungitius pungitius (ninespine stickleback), 538 nucleotides. RefSeq names its product ribosomal protein lateral stalk subunit P1 (gene rplp1). Gene Ontology annotation, cellular component: cytosolic large ribosomal subunit; ribosome. The transcript is spliced from 4 exons. Gene Ontology annotation, molecular function: protein kinase activator activity; ribonucleoprotein complex binding; structural constituent of ribosome. Bases 150 to 497 code for a protein of 115 amino acids. The record is from RefSeq and is a predicted model, not a curated record. Lineage: Eukaryota; Metazoa; Chordata; Actinopteri; Perciformes; Gasterosteidae. Gene Ontology annotation, biological process: translational elongation; cytoplasmic translation.